Messenger RNA from Actinia tenebrosa (Australian red waratah sea anemone), 5022 nucleotides. Its product is annotated as golgin subfamily A member 2. Gene Ontology annotation, molecular function: exodeoxyribonuclease VII activity. Gene Ontology annotation, biological process: Golgi organization; DNA catabolic process. The record is from RefSeq and is a predicted model, not a curated record. Gene Ontology annotation, cellular component: Golgi apparatus; Golgi cis cisterna; Golgi cisterna membrane. NCBI's taxonomy places the organism in Eukaryota, Metazoa, Cnidaria, Anthozoa, Actiniaria, Actiniidae.
ACCAAAAUGUCGCUCCAAAAUGGCUGAUAGUGAACGAGAAGAAAAGCUGGCUGCUGCCAGAAAACGGCUGAAAAAAUUUCAACAAAAACGGACGCCAUCUUCGAGUUCAGCCUUGAAGAAGACUCAUAAAAACACUGAUGUUUUACCUACGAAUUUGAGUUUUACGGGUUCCGAUUCCAGUGCUGAGGUUCCUACAGGACAUGAAAAUACACCGGAUGAAUCAAAUUUGAAUGGAUCCUCUAACCCAACAAAAACAGUUUUGGAGGAUUCUUUACAAAUUAAAGAUAAUUCCAGUCCAAAGGAAAAGACCUUUCCUCCUGUGAUAUCAGAAAACCAUGUUGAUAGAAUAGCACCUGUAUCCAAUGGACGUAAUGGAUCCACAGCAGAAAAGAUUCGCCAAAUUUGUAACCAGCUGAAUGGACUUACAAAUCAGGAUUUCCUGACAAAUGGUGAAGAUCCAGUGAUAAAUGAAAUAGAAGCUCUAGAGGCCCAUAAUCAUGAACUUGAAGAAACCUUGCAGUCUUACAAGAGAACAAAUGAACAGCUUAACAAUCAAGUCAAUGAACAGAGAAAACAAAUACUUCAAUUUCAAGACCAAAUCAAAAGAGAAAGAACAGAGCUAGCAAACAGACAGUUAUUAGAACAAAGAUCAUUAAAGGAACAACUAGAGGUUCAUAUACAAACAAUUGGUAUUCUUGUUAGUGAAAAACAAGAGUUACAAAGUUCCUUGUCCCAACUACAGAGAAAAUGUGUGAACAAAGAAAGUGAGAAUAGUGAACUCACUGGUAGACUGCAGGCAGUCCGACAGAAGAUUGUUGAACUUGAGAAAAACAAUGCAAAUCUCUCAGCAAACUUAGAAAAAUAUAAAGAGGAUUUUCAUCAUGUAAGACAAGAGAGAGACAAAAGUCAAACAGCUAACUACACCUACAACAAAGAAAAAGAAGAACUGUUACAACAGAAUGAAGAACUCAAGGUUAAACUUGAUGCAAAGGUUUCUGAAUAUAAUGAAUUUGAAAAGUCUUCAGAAGAGUUGAGUUUUAAGCUCAAACAAGCAGAACUCAUUGUACAACAGCUGUCAACCGAUUCUAAUGCUAUUGCCACACAGUCCCUUGUUCAGCAACUACAACAAGAAAAAACAACAUUAGAGAUGAAAUUAGAACAGAUUUCAAAGUCCUUAAAAAGAUAUGAAUUAGAUAAUGAAGAACUACGGCAAAGACACACAGAUGAAGUUGAUCACUUUGAGCAGCAAAUACGAUCCUUGAAGGAACAGAUUGAUGCUUUAGAGCAAGAGAACAAAGACUUGGAGAACAAGGAACUGACAUUGCAAGAAACUGUACACAGUUUACAGACACAAUUAGCGAAUACCCAAGAUGAAGAUGCUUUUCAAAUCCAAGAAACCUCCUCCAUGGCAGCAGCACAUAUUGAGAAGCUAACACAAGAAAAACAGCAGCUGAUAGACCAUCUACAAAAUGAGGUCCAAAAGAAUGCCAAGCUUGCAAAACUGGAAAGUGUACAGGGUGAUAAAGAAACUAUAAGCAGAGCUUUGAAGCAAAAUAAAGAAUUGAAAGAAAAACUUGAACAGAUUGAAGACCGAUUCGUAAAAUUGACGAAUGACAACAUGGAGCUGGCGACUCAGAUUGAAACCGAGAAACACGUAUCUAGAGAAUUGGCGAUAAAACUGAGUGAGACUGCUGUGGAAUUGGAAGAAACAAAAGACAAGUUAUCGAAAAGUGAUGGCGAGUUGACUGUGAAGACAGGCGAACUUGACUCCAUCCAAGAAAAGCUUCACGGCACAAGCUCCGAAGUGGACUCGCUACGAACGGAAAGCGAAUUGUCAUUACAGCGUCUGAAAGAACAGUUGGCUCAUAAAGAUUUCGAGUUAUCAUCGCUCAGAGAAGAGCUAUCAACGACAUCUGAAAAACUGGAUUCAGAGCAGGCCCAACUAAGCAAUUACUACAAACAGUACGAACAACAAAUCCAAAAGGCACAAUCAUUGUAUCAACAUCUACAAAAUGCCGAGGAUACAAUCAAUCAGCUGAUAACAGAGAACAAACAACUGCGAACAGUUCUCGAUGCCCAUAACGACACGGUGUCUGGGGAGUCUGAAGACAGCGAUAGUAGUGCUGAAGAACAUUACGAAAAGGAUGACGGGAAGAAUACGGGUGAAAACACCCAAGACGAACAUGUGAGCAGCGAUGAAGAAGGCAUUCAAAUAAAACGACUGGCACCCAGUGAAGUCAAGACAACAACCCCGAAUAUCCACCCUCCCCUAGAGCGGUCAUAUAUCAAUGGGGACACAUAUGAAGGUGCACAGGAUGAUACGACAUCGGAUGAAGACAUGGAUAUUACUCCUCCUACGCAUGAUAGAAGUCCGACUCAGAUGUCCAAGUACACUAAUCGAGAGGACGUGAUCGAGGGUUUGUCUGUAUCAAUACGACAGCUCGAAAUGGAACGUAAUCAACUGACCAACCUACUCAAUACAUACAAAGACACUCAUCAAAAGGAUCUACAGAAACUACAAGAACAUAUGCAGCUACAGCUGCAGCAGCAGUUACAACAACAGUAUAGACAGGUUCAAGAACAAUUUCAACAAACUCUACACGAACAGCAACAAAAAAUCCUUCUAUUCCAAGAAGUUCUACAAAAACAAAAAUCCCAAAUAGAAAAACAAUCUGAGAAUGAAGACGUAUCUGGUCAGGCUGAGGUGAACAUAUCCUAUGAGGAGCUCAAAGUCUCUUUCAACAGACUACAGGGGAAGUUCAAGAACUUGAUGGAUGAAAAGGUUAAUUUACAAGAAAAAGUCCAUGAGCUUGAGCACUUGACUGAUCAGUUGUCGUUCGAGACUGAAACGAUUGAGGAGUAUGUGACCCUGUACCAGACUCAGCGUGCUGCUUUGAAGGCUUACUACAAUGAGCGAGAAAAGAUUAUUACUCAGCUGUCAAACGAAAAAGGAGAUAUGCAGAACAAAAUAAUCCAACUCCAGGCUCUAGUCAAGCAGCUACUAGACGAGCGACAAGUCCUAAAGCAAGAAGAAUAUCAGUUACACAACAUCGUCAACAAAAGAAUGCUAGCACAUGAGCACGAACGCGUCAUCCCUGACUACCAAGAAGGCGACCAGAUUCUUAUUGGCACUAAUGAAGUAUCUUUGAACUCUGAUCUAGAGAGCUCGUCUGUAAACUUAGACAAUUCAUUGGACAGUGGGCGAGAAAGCCCAGAUCAAAUAAAUGAGCUCGACUCGGCUUACCAGUCUUCAAAAGGCGACCAGGCGGACGGCACUGCACAGCAAAUUCUUCAACUACUUGAACAAUUAGGCCCUACUGAGGAGGGUACUGUAAGGGGAUGGAUGUCGCCUGCUGUACGAAGAAGGAACUUUUUACCCUGUCGACACUGCAGUGGAAGUCGGAUGCUCGAGUUAUAAUUUAUUUUAGUCUGAAAUAGAAUAGUCAAUACUUUACAAAAGAUGGACGCCAAUGCGAUCAUUUAGUCAAAAAUGUUAUCAUGUGCUGCAACCCCGCCAGAUAUCUCCAGAUAUACCGACUCUUUGUACUGUCAUUAUCCAUAUUCCAAAUUUACAUCGUUAGAGCGGUUUUUUUAUGUGUGGGGAUAUACCUUAACUACGCAAUGUGAUUGGAUGAAUUACUCGAAGACAAUGGAAAGCCAUUUCAGUGUCGUGCUGUAAGGCAGUAACGUAUGUUUCCCACUCAUAAGAAAAUUCUUUUUUGACAAAUGCCAAAACAGUAAAGUCUUAGGAGCGAUUGAGGUUGCACAACCAUGGAUAGCGCUUGAAAGGCUGAAAGGCUGGCAAAUUUAACUUUCUUGCUUACGAGUACAACGAAACAAAUCAUUAGGCUAGCCAGUUCAGUCGGAAUACUAAAGCAUGGACAACUCUAAAUUUAACAUAUAUAUUACUUUUUCUUUCUAUGCGACUCUUGAAGUAAUGUUCUGGCUCUUUUUCUCAGCCUUUCUAUGAUAAUUACCUUGGGGUCGAGAGGCUCUAUCGCUCCGCUGCUUCUCGGCUUCUCUUUCGCGAUAGCGAAACCUACGACCGAAAAGCACUGGUGGGCAUGAUUUGAGACAAGUAGAAGGGAGCGUAUAGGCAUUUUAGGGAGACGAGGCAAAUAUACGUCCUUUAUUGAGAAGAGGGAGUAGAAGAGAAAUUAUGGCGUUGGAAACUUGAAUUUUUGCCUUCAUUAUUAUCACUAGAUAAAUCAUAUUCUUAUUUUACCGGUUCAUCCUGUUUUGACAAAUACGGCAGAUUUAUACGAGUGGGAAACCUUUCGCGCCUAACUUUGAAAUGGCUUCUGAUUUGAAGCGCUGUGAUUGGACCAUUUUCAGAUACUGUACUAGCAUUAUGAUUGGUUCAAACCGGACGCCAUUUGAGGGUUGGAUGCUGGAAGUAAAAUCCACUUCUACGAAAUUUACUGGGGUGAAAAAAUUAUCGUACAAAAACCAAUUUAAAAACAAAAUUUUUGCGAAAUUCGCUUCUCACGGUCAAGAUAGGGAAAUAAUUAAUUGAAGAUAGGAGAUUAUUUCCAAACAACGUUACCCAGUAGUCCAAACUAAUAUAACAUAGAUAAUUAUACAGCUUCUCAUUAAUCCCAUAUAGGUAACUGUCCAAUUAUUUUCUUAAUUGGACAGGUCUUGUUGAUAUGGGAUUAAUUAGGCAGCUAUAUAAUUAAUAGGUAAUGGGAUUUUAUGCUGUCCAAUCAAGAAAUAAUUAGACUUGAAAAAUUCCUCUGACUGCCAAAUUUUGUCAGUCUUGGAAUUUUCCGCGUCCAAUUAUUUCUUAAUUGGACAGCAUGGAGUCCUAUAACAUAUACUAAUGCAACCAGUAUCUUAUGCCCAGACUGAUAUUAUUUAAAUAAAUUAGAAAAUAAAUCCAAUGGCACGAAUCGAUGGGUGAACGUGCUGGAGUAUUUACACGGGAUAAAAAUUAUAAGGUAAUGAAAUAUUUUUACUAGUAAUACAUGUAAAAUAUAUAUAAAGAAAUUCCUUUAAUAAAGUGGAAAUUCUUUCUGUUUA